AUGCAGUUUGUGUUUGUUGUCAAGGGCCAGAGCUCGAGGGUGCCCCAGGCGCUGCCCGCUGACCGACUCUUCAUCGCGGCGUCUCGAGAGACGGCCCACCGCUCUCGCCAUGUGCGGGCCUGGGGAGCAACGAAAUACAGCGCUGUCGUCCCUGCGCCAGGCGCGCCGCUGCAGAUAUCGGGCUCUCGACUGAGAGAUGUCUGCUGGAGGGAGUCGCCUCUGUCCUCCACACUGUCCCUGGAAAAGGACGUUCUCACGUUUAACUGCGUGAUGGUGCAGACACCAUACGCUCGUCGUGCCGCCGACGCAGAUCUUGAGCCGGUGCCGCUGCGCGUGCUCGCCGCUGAUGCUCUCGAGCACAUCUUCUUCAACGUCAACGAGGAUCUCCUGCAAGAUUGUCGCCUGGCUGUCUUCACGUAUGCAGAGAAUCUCCUGCAGGUGGGCAUCAACGCUGACAUCUGGGCAGAGGCCCGCGUGGGGGCACACGGGGCCCGCACAGGCGUUGCUAUCGGUGCUGACGGCAGCACCGGGGAUUGUGGCAACGCCAGCGGCCCUGCAGCUGAGGGAGCCGCCAAAGAGGGCCCUUCUCUCAACACUGACGGCGCCGCCGGUGCAGGUUUUGCCAAGCGGCGGCGCCAUGUCGACCUUGUGUGGGGUGAGGAAGAACCCAGUCGGUCGUCCCGCCGCCUUGACUCGUCGCACUCUCUGCUGAACAAGGAAGAGGUGUUGGCUGUCGUGCCGUCUGCUGUGAGCGGCGACGACAUCAAAGAGCUGAAUGAACUCAUCGACGAAGGAAAAUUGUCGAGCCUCGACGCGAGCCUGACGGACUUCUUCUGCUGUCAGUGUUAUCAUCUGCCGCUGUUGACGCUCACCAUGUCGUGUUGUGGGGCUGUUCUAUGUCAGUGCUGCGCACCGACGCCGCCGACGGUGGAAGGAGUCUCGGCGGCGGAUCGCGCGUGCCCCAUCUGCGGGGAAGAGCCACUCCAUCCCCCGCUAAGCCACUUGGAGCGCGAUGUGAAGGUGGCAAAACUGGUAAAGGAGCUGAAGGUGCUCUACUUUCCUCAGCUCCACGCACUCCGGGAGUCACGCCAGGCCUCGGCGGAACUGUCGAAGCCUUCACCGCCGCCUUUCCUGCUGCCUAACACACCAGUGCUUGGAUCGCCGCGUUGA
Molecule: messenger RNA, 1170 nt
Organism: Leishmania mexicana MHOM/GT/2001/U1103
Lineage: Eukaryota; Euglenozoa; Kinetoplastea; Trypanosomatida; Trypanosomatidae
Exons: 1
Coding region: 1-1170 (389 amino acids)
Source: RefSeq, a predicted model, not a curated record